UUCGAAAAAGGAGAGCAAGGGUGCAUACUAGUGACGACGUCGUAUGAAUGAAAAACAUAAAAAAGCACCCACCAACCAUAUUAUUGUGGCUGAGCGAGCGAGAUUGGAUGCUGCUGCAAUAGAGAGAGAGAGAUGAGUGUUCUUCGAAGAAUAUCAUCACGAACACGAAGGGUUCUUCAAUCCGCCAAUCGAUCAUUCAACACGCUUCCAGAGCCUUCUCCUCCCCUCUCUCACGGCAUUCAUGUUCUAUAUUGCCCUGAUAGUGUUGGAAUUGUGGCCACAAUAUCUGAGUGUAUUGCAUCAAAAGGUGGGAACAUAUUGGAAGCUGAUGUAUUUGUGCCCCAAAACAAGAAUGUUUUCUACUCUAGAAGUGAAUUCGUCUUUGAUCCUAUCAAAUGGCCAAGGACACAAAUGAAUGAGGACAUUCUCAAGUUAUCAAAGAAAUAUAAUGCUAUAAGAUCUGUUGUUCGGGUGCCAUCUAUAGAUCCCAAGUAUAAAAUUGCGGUUCUUGCUUCUAAGCAGGACCAUUGUCUUGUUGAUUUGUUGCUUGCAUGGCAAGAUGGAAAACUUCCAAUCGAUAUAAGUUCAGUCAUUAGUAAUCAUGAUAGGCUUCCCAAUUCCCAUGUGAUGCGGCUUCUUGAAAGGCAUGAGAUCCCAUAUCACUAUCUGUCCACAUGUAAAGAAGAUAAAAGAGAAGAUGAGAUUCUGCAGUUGGUUCAAGAUACCGAUUUUCUAGUCCUUGCUAGAUAUAUGCAGGUUUUAUCUAAAAGUUUUUUGAAUAGAUACGCGAAAGAUAUAAUCAACAUUCAUCAUGGCUUAUUGCCAUCAUUCAAGGGUGGGAAUCCUUGUAGGCAGGCUUUUUAUGCUGGUGUGAAAUUGAUUGGUGCUACAAGCCACUUUGUGACAGAAGAACUUGAUUGUGGGCCAAUUAUUGAACAGAUGGUAGAGAGAGUUUCACACAAGGAUAAUCUACUGAGUUUUGUACAGAAAUCAGAGAAUCUUGAGAAACAAUGCCUUCUUAAAGCACUAAAAUCCUACUGUGAGUUGCGUGUUCUACCAUAUGAAGACAACAGGACGGUUGUUUUUUAAAGUAUUAAUAAUAAUUCUGAUUCUUUGUUAUAUGAUGAUGUUACAUUUCAAACAUUACUGUAUUUCAAUUUCUAUAUACAAAGCAUUUAGAGGUUCACUC
Molecule: messenger RNA, 1189 nt
Organism: Helianthus annuus (common sunflower)
Lineage: Eukaryota; Viridiplantae; Streptophyta; Magnoliopsida; Asterales; Asteraceae
Product: formyltetrahydrofolate deformylase 1, mitochondrial
Exons: 8
Coding region: 133-1089 (318 amino acids)
Biological process (GO): 'de novo' IMP biosynthetic process
Molecular function (GO): formyltetrahydrofolate deformylase activity
Source: RefSeq, a predicted model, not a curated record